Chanos chanos (milkfish) is the source of this 2589-nucleotide messenger RNA. Its product is annotated as protein NLRC3-like. The record is from RefSeq and is a predicted model, not a curated record. NCBI's taxonomy places the organism in Eukaryota, Metazoa, Chordata, Actinopteri, Gonorynchiformes, Chanidae. Gene Ontology annotation, molecular function: protein binding. Bases 1 to 2589 code for a protein of 862 amino acids. The transcript is spliced from 11 exons.
AUGGUUCAUCUGCCUCGCUGCCACUCCUGUGUGGGACUUUGCAGCCACAAGAAGAGCUGCCCCAGCAUCACAGAGGACAACCAAGAAUGCUUAUCCAAUGGCACCACAAGACCUCAGGAUGCCUCCUACUACUACGCAGAUUUCACCGGUCCGUUUGGCUCGCUCUACAUCACAGAGGGAGAGAGUGAAGGAGUGAAUGAGAAACAUGAGGUUUUACAGAUUGAAACAGCAUCCAAGAAAUGGGUUUCUCAAGACAAACCAAUCAGCUGCAAUGACAUCUUCAAACCCUUUCAGGAACCUGGACGGGACAGACAAAAUCCAGAAAUCAGAACUAUACUCACCAAGGGCAUUGCUGGAAUUGGAAAAACAGUCUCUGUGCAGAAGUUCAUUCUGGACUGGGCAGAAGGAAGGACCAAUCAGGACAUUGAUUUCAUGUUGGUUCUUCCUUUUAGAGAACUGAACUUGGUUAAAGAUGAACAGUUCAGUCUUCAUGGACUCCUGCUAGAGUUUCACCCAGAGCUGAAAGACUUGGAUCCAGAGAAAUAUAAUGACUGUAAAAUGCUGUUCAUCUUUGAUGGUUUAGAUGAGAGUCGACUUCAGUUGAAUAUUCCUGAGAGGCUGUGUGAUGUGACCACAACAUCAUCAGUGAAUAUUCUGAUAUCAAACCUCAUCAAAGGAAAUCUUCUUCCCUAUGCACUCAUCUGGAUAACCUCCAGACCAGCAGCAGCCAGUCAGAUCCCCUCUCAGUUCAUCAGUCGUGUGACAGAAGUCCAAGGAUUCAGUGAUUCACAGAAAGAGGAUUACUUCAGAAAAAGAGUCAGUGAUGAGAGUCAAGCCAACAGAAUCAUCUCACACAUCAAGACAUCAGUGAGUCUCCACAUCAUGUGUCACAUCCCAGUGUUCUGUUGGAUUUCAGCCACUGUGCUUCAGGAAAUGCUGCGUCAAGACAAUGUUAAAGAGAUCCCUAAAACUCUGACUGAGAUGUACACACACUUCCUGCUCAUUCAGACUAAAAUGAAGAAGCAGAAAUAUGCAGAGAAAAUUGAGACAGACUCAAAGAAUCCUCUGGAAUCAAGCAAGGAGAUCUUUCUGAAACUUGCUAAACUGGCUUUUAAUCAUUUACUGAGGGGCAAUAUCAUGUUUUAUGAAGAGGAUCUGAGAGAAUGUGACAUUGAUGUGAGUGAGGCCACAGUGUACUCUGGGAUUUGUACUGAGAUCUUUAAGGAGGAAUCUGUGCUUCGUCAGAAGAAGGUCUACUGCUUUGUGCAUCUGAGUGUUCAAGAGUUCUUUGCUGCUCUCUAUGUGUUUUACUGCUAUGUAAACAAGAACAUGGAGGCACUGGAGUAUUUUCUGCAGGAAAAGACCAGAGUGGAGCCAAACAAUGUUCCCUUGGAUAUGUUGCUGAAGAAAGCUGUGGAUAAAUCUUUGGAGAGUAAAGAUGGACGUCUUGAUCUGUUUGUCCGCUUCCUUCAUGGCAUCUCACUGGAGUCCAACCAGAAACUCCUACGAGGCCUGCUGACACACACACAGAACAACCAGAAGAGCAUCAAGGAAAUAAGCCGUUACAUCAAAGAGUUAAAUAAAUAUGGUGUCCUGCCUGAGAGAUGGAUCAGUCUACUGCACUGCCUGACUGAAAUAAAUGAUCGCUCUCUCCAUGAAGAAAUUCAAGCUUUUGUCAAGUCUGGAAAUUACAGAACUGAACUCUCACUUGCACACUGCACAGCACUGGCCUACAUGUUUCUGAUGUCAGAGGAGGUGCUGGAUGAGUUUGACCUGAAGAAAUACAACACAUCAGAUGAGGGUCGUAGGAGACUGCUCCCAGCUGUGAGGUGCUGCAGAAAAGCUCUACUUCCUGGCUGUAAACUCACUGAACAGUCCUGUGAAGCUGUAGCCUCAGUUCUACAGUCAGUAAACUGUCCCCUGAGAGAGCUGGACCUGAGUAACAAUGACCUUCGGGAUUCAGGAGUGAAGUUGCUCUGUGUUGGAUUGAGGAAUUCACACUGUAAACUGGAGAUACUGAGAUUGUCUCUAUGUUUAGUGACAGAGGAAGGUUGUUCUUCUCUGGCUUCAGCUCUGAGUUCAAACCCCUCACACCUGAGAGAACUGGAUCUGAGCUACAAUCAACCAGGAGUCUCAGGAAUAAAGCUGCUCUCUGACAGAAAGAAGGAUCCACACUGUCAACUGGACACACUCAAUGUGGAUCAUGGAGUGAUAGUUAGAAAACGACAAGAACUAACAGAAUUUGUUAAGAGCAGUGUUUACAAAUCCAUCGGCUGUGAGGGCAUGGAGAAGCCAGUGUUUUUCUUCAGUCAGCAGAGGGCGUCAUGCUCACACCUGAAACUGAGUGAAAGUGCAGAUGCUGUCACCUAUGAAACAAUCAAUCAUUAUGAUCAGGUGUCCCCCACUGACAAUAAUAAACAAGACACAGGAACUGUGACCUACACUGAAGUUUCUAGAAUCAACAAAACACACAACAAACCACACAAGCCUGAGGACAGUGUGACAUACGCCACCAUCAGGACGACUGAAGAACUGCAGCAGGGUGCAGACAGCCAAGACCCCAGCAACCUCUAUGCAUGUGUCAAUUAG